Sabethes cyaneus is the source of this 2622-nucleotide messenger RNA. RefSeq names its product cytoplasmic polyadenylation element-binding protein 4 (gene orb). Bases 1 to 2622 code for a protein of 873 amino acids. Gene Ontology annotation, molecular function: translation factor activity, RNA binding; ribosome binding; mRNA 3'-UTR binding. Lineage: Eukaryota; Metazoa; Arthropoda; Insecta; Diptera; Culicidae. The transcript has 8 exons. The record is from RefSeq and is a predicted model, not a curated record. Gene Ontology annotation, cellular component: synapse; neuron projection; nucleus. Gene Ontology annotation, biological process: negative regulation of cytoplasmic translation.
AUGAAGGAGAAGCUUUGUAUUCUCGAAGUGAAACCUACAAUAACGGGAGAAAAACUGACGCUGUACCGGUCGGGAGAGAUGCCCUCAUUGCAACAGACUAGCUUUAAGGAUUGGCCUAGCCCAGACAUCGCUCGAUCGCUGACGGGUUCAGAUAUUUUGCAAAAACAUUCAAUUAAUUCCUUGUUACUGGAGCACAAUGAAAUAAUUAGCCGAGGAUUACCGUCUCCUAUCGAAGAAAAUGUGUCAUUUUCCGAUAUUUUGGGCACUUCACAAUCAUCGCAAUCUACCUCCACCUCGUCAUCUCUGGGCGCGAACAGCAGCAACAUCAGCAGCGGCAAUGGCCAUCAGCCAUCAUUGGCAUCAUUUUCGUCGAUCUCCUCCCUCGGUUGUCCAGACAGUGCUAGCAUAUUGGGCUCGAGCCUGAGCGGACCAAACACGGCUUCAUCACCCGUUAUCAACACCAGCAAUCCGUUCAACUUCUCCGGGUUGUCCUUGUCGAGCUCUAGUUUAAACUCGCCAGAGAUCAGCAGCAAUGGUGGCGGUGGCGGAGGAGGAGGAGGAGGAAGUGGUGGUGGUCAAUCACCAAUUUACUACGGCAAUGUGCACUCAGCCAAAAAUUAUGACGACUUUCGGUAUGACAACGACAUUAGCUUAUCUAGCUCGAACAGCGCAAAUAGUCUGACGUCGGAGACGCUUAAAUUGCUCCAACGCAACAUGAGUAGUUAUGACUGCUCUCUGCCGACAUCUCCGAAUGCAUCUUCUACCGCCGGGGCAAGCACGAGAUACUUCCGUGGAUCGCAACAACUCAGCGACCUGAAUCAUAACUUCGAGCCUAGCAACACCUCUUCUCUUUUCGGAAUUAAUCAGUCGCUGUCACGUUCCAAUUCACCGCCCGACAAUGACGCCAGUUUGCUGUCCAACUUAGAUAGUACCAACAUUUUGGACAUGAUCAGUUACCUCACCAUCAGUCAGCAGCAGGGUGCACAUAAUCUGUAUCAACAUGGAAACAAUAAUAACUCUGGCAACAACAGCAUCAACAGCAACGGAAAUUUACAAUCACAGUACAAUCAACAUCCGAACUCAAAUCACUUUUAUCAGCAGCAAGGAAGUUCGUUCGGAAACGGCAACUGUAGUAGGGACACAUCUAGUGGCAGUUGUAAUAAUUUAGCGAGUAAUUAUGAACGACUGCAAAAUUUGCAGGCUUUAAAUGCCUUGCGUCUUCUGCAACAGUCGCAACAACUGUCUCAAUUUCAACUCCAGCAGUACCAAUUUAAUCAGCUGUUGCCGCACUAUAAUGGCUCCCAGCUCAAGAACCUGGCUCUACAGAAUUCAUCAUCACCCUCAACGAAUAACAGUGGCAAUGAUAUUAAUCUUGACAGAAUUGCACGAUUUCAUCGUUCAUCUGCCGCCCAUUAUGAUGCAACAUGCACAUGGAGUGGCGUGCUGCCUCCUCGGUCGCAUCGCCUAGUCACUUAUUCUUCGAAAAUCUUUCUGGGAGGUAUGCCUUGGGAUAUAAGCGAACAGUCCUUAGUUCAAAUCUUCAAGCCUUUCGGGUCCAUUAAAGUCGAAUGGCCUGGUAAAGAACAGCAGGCAAUCCAACCUAAGGGAUAUGUGUACAUUAUUUUCGAAUCGGAUAAGCAGGUUAAAGCUUUGUUACAAGCAUGCACCUACACCGACGCGAAUAGUUAUAAUGGAUCCAAUCGUGGAGGAACGAGCACAUCUGGAACUUUGACUUAUUCAUCGUCCGGAAGCGAUGAACAACAACUUCAAUCGAUUCAACAAUCUGGACAGCAGCUGCAACUAUACCAACCGAACAAGCUUCUCACGCCUCCAGGAGCUAAAAUUAAUUUCAAAAUUUCGUCUAAACGCAUCAAAUCUAAAGAUGUUGAGGUGAUUCCUUGGAACAUUGCAGAUUCCAACUACGUGAAGUCCACCUCACAGAAACUUGACCCCACAAAGACAGUGUUUGUUGGAGCCUUACACGGACAGCUGACUGCUGAGGGCUUAGCCAAAAUUAUGAACGAUCUCUUCGAUGGCGUUGUGUAUGUUGGGAUCGAUACGGACAAGUAUAAGUAUCCUCUUGGAUCUGCACGUGUUACCUUCAACAAUUCUCGUUCCUACAUGAAAGCCGUAGUAGCAGCGUUCAUCGAAAUAAAAACAGCCAAAUUCACCAAAAAGCUUCAGGUGGACCCGUACCUGGAAGACUCGCUGUGCUCGAUGUGCGGAGUACAACACGGACCAUACUUUUGUCGGGAAAUAGUCUGCUUCAGAUAUUUCUGUCGAUCUUGCUGGCAAUUUCAGCACAAUCGAGACAGUUCUCUUCAGAACCAUAAACCACUAACGCGCAAUUCAAAAUCUACUGCAAUAGUGGGCGUUGGACCGCAGUCGGGAACUGUAACUCAGCCGCACCAUCAUGCUCAAUCACAGGUUCACUAUCAUCACAAUCAUCAGCAACAUCAUAACCACUCCCAGCAUCAUUCCUAUCAUUCGAUGCAUGGUUCGCCAAAAUCGCCUUCUCCGCCGAGUAUUAGCAGUAGUAAUAGUUCGGCAGAUUCAUCACCGGUCACCUGUCAUGGCCCGGCCAAUCUUCACCAGCAACUGCAGCAGUUUGGGAGCCUGUAA